Molecule: messenger RNA, 1515 nt
Organism: Melampsora larici-populina 98AG31
Lineage: Eukaryota; Fungi; Basidiomycota; Pucciniomycetes; Pucciniales; Melampsoraceae
Exons: 7
Coding region: 1-1515 (504 amino acids)
Source: RefSeq, a predicted model, not a curated record
AUGUCCUCAUCCAACAAGUUUACGCAAGAUAGUCCAAACACCAAGGCAGGCAUUCAAGCAUCCCAGGCCUUAAUCAACUCAAAAAACCUUGACGAGAUAGUGGAUAUUCCACUAGAUUGCUUUAUCGGGGAGGAUUCGAAACUUGACUCGCAAGGUUACCCACUGUAUCCCAAUGGAAACACUGUCUGGAUCAAGCACCCAGAUGUUGAAGCUCCCCUCAAUUUCGGAAAAGUUGGUUUUAGUUACACAUCAAGAGUCUCAUGGUCAAAGAAUAAACGUAUCAAGUCAACCAAGUUCAAGUGCCUCGGAGUACUGAUGUGCAGUAAUGAUUUAUGUGAUUAUUGUGGGCCACCCCCAACUGGAAAGGGGAAGAUCCCGGAGCUCAUGGCACAACACCCUACCUGCCUUGCACCACGCUGCAGCAAAAAGCUAGCUCACAUAGAUUGUGAAGGCACACACACCCAAGUUGACGUGGAUAUGGUCACAGGCUGGUCAAAACUUACUCAUUCAGGCAUCCAUGGACACCCUUGGCCAGAUUCAAAGAAGCCUGAUCUGUUGUCAAAAGCAAAACUUGCUCAAGUGAUUGUGAAUAACCCGGAUACAGCUCCUUUUCUACUCCGGGUUGGUCGAUCAAACGCAGGGCAGGCUCCUAUCAAGAGUGUAAACCAAAUACAUCCAUCUCUGGGUCAUAAAGACCGUCUGUCUUAUCUUCGGCGUGACAUAUUGGUCAAGGCGGGCCUGAUGCCCGCAAAAGCUAGUGAUGGAGGCGGAGACAAGCUACUUCUAGAUAUGUUUCACUGGAAUCACCAGGGGUUGAAGAUAAUCUCAUCAUCAUUUAUGGACAACGAGGAGCACUUCACCUUCCAGACCCAGUGGAUGGCUGAACGGCUGAUGGAUCGUGACGAAAAGAAUGACGUAUAUCGAGGUGGACUUUUAUCGGAUGUUACAUACAAGUUUUUUGAAAAUGGUUAUCUCCUUACGACAUCUAUGUACUGUGAAGAUUUAAUGAGAUGGAUUCCAGUUCAACUUACUUGGUUGCGAGGUCUCAAACAUGAAUGCGAGAUCCUUUCUUGCCAAGUUGUAGACUUCUCGAUGUCCCAAAAGGAGGGAUUUGUACAAGCUUAUAUGGAGGUUUUUGGUGAAAGUGACCGUGCCCGGGUCAUGCGAUUGCUGAAAGGUUGUCAGGAGCACUUUUGUCAGCAGGUCACCCGAGUCAAGCGCAACCAUAAAAUCAUUCCACCACACUUAGAGUCUGACUUCGCCGCACUUGCAAUGGGUUUGCUACAAGAAAAGGAAGACGGGGGAAAAACUCACGAAGAAAAGCUAGAAUACAUUCGUCGAAAGUUUCCUAAAGUAAAGCGAUGGUUAGACUGGUGGCAAAUGUCAGAUGUUCAAGCAAUGGUAUUUCCAAGUCGUCGGCCCCUCACGGAAGACUUGCCCGAUGCAGACCAUGGAUUACCUGACAAGACAAACGCACAAGAGUCAAUGCAUCGAAUAUAUUACAUGUUGUGCUGA